Messenger RNA from Sclerotinia borealis F-4128, 2007 nucleotides. Lineage: Eukaryota; Fungi; Ascomycota; Leotiomycetes; Helotiales; Sclerotiniaceae. The record is from the annotation of a GenBank genome assembly.
AUGGACCAAAAAGCUAUACCUAUUGGACAUCUCUCCCCUGCACUUGUAUAUAAUGCAUAUGCUUCUACAACUCCCACGCCAGUCUCAAAUACAACUUUCAAACUAUCUCCAGGAACAAGUCCUCUACAGGCAGAAGAUGGAUCAGAUGGAUCGGCGACACAACCUCCAAAGAAGAGGCAAAAGCGUAACAAACCUACUUUGUCUUGUGUAGAGUGUGUAGAACGCAAAACAAAGUGCGACCGAGGUCGACCAAAUUGCCUUGCAUGUAUAAAGCGGCCAUCAGAUUGUGAAUAUCAUCCAGUAGCAAUUAUUCUCGAGUCUGUUGCAAAUGCCCGGCGUAUGACCAAGCCACCAAAGAAGUCCAUUUCGGUAGCAGGAAAUAUUAUCAAUCGAUCAAGACAGGCACCAGAUCCUAAUGAAAGAAGUGCAUCUAGGGGUUCGGUUUCUUCCUCGACCGGUUUGCUUUCGAACGUACCCUACUCGCAUCCUAAAGCCUCGAAUGUCUUCGGCAUUGGUUCAGAGCAUCCCUUUGCAAAUUAUUGGACAUGUCAAGGAGGACUUCCGGAAGUGAUUUCGGUUUUACCAGCUAAGGAUCAAUCAGAUAUCUUGAUGGAAAGAUACUUUGAGUGUGUCGACCCCGUUUAUCCUAUGCUUCACAAACAAACCUUUUAUGCAGAAUACGAGCAUUUCUGGUCGCUACAAGGACCGGAAAGAGAUCGAACGGAUGCCUCCCUAGUUGCCAUGAUAUUUUCCAUGAUGGCUUUAGGAACUCAGUUCGUCAAUAAUUCUCCUCCCAAAGAACAACAGCAAACUGCCGAAUUUUAUGUAUCUGCUGCUCACCAAUCACUUCGAUUGGGUUCAUAUCUCAACAAAGCGUCAAUGCACUCACUUCAAGCCAUGGUUCUCAUUACAUAUUUCCUCAUUAACGACAAUCAUGCUUCUGAUGGCUGGGCCUUCGCUGGUAUACUGCUUCGACAAGCAUAUGCCAUGGGUCUCCAUCGCGAUCCCAACAUCGUGACACCAAAUGCAUCCAUUUUCGACAAGCAACAACGUAGAAAACUGUGGCAAGCAGUUCUUCUCCAAGAUACUUUUCUCACCGUCCUUCUUUCUCUCCCACCAAGCGCAACGCACACAGAUGUCAACGUAGAAGAUCUCAUCGACGACUCUGGUUCCAUCGCCGCCUGUGACCCCAACGAUACAGCUUAUAUCCGUGGCUGCUGGGCCCUCGCUAAUCUCACCCAAGAAGCCAUUUGCUCUCCCCGCUCCCUCGAUCUCCACAUCUGCGCCAACCCCCGCCAAAAACACAAACUCCUCGCCGAUUUCCGCGCCGUCUACCGUUCUUUACCCGACGCCUUUCGCUCAUGGGACCGCGAAUCCAUUGCUCUGCAAGCACAAACCAACAAACGUCUUGUACGACAAAUUCUCUUCCUGACCAGUAAUUACUUCCAUAAUGUAAUGCUACUACAAUCAAGCGAAAGUCCUGAAGUCCCUUCGAAUAUUAGAGGGACUCUCGACGCAGCCCAUGAGGCCAUCAAAGCUUUCUUUUUACUCUAUGAACUCCUUGAGAGUGAAAGUAAGGUUUGGUGGGUUUUCAAUCAUAGAGCGUUUUUGGAAUGCAUGACGAUGGGGAAUAUAUUGCAGAGUGUGGCGAGUGAGGGAGACGGGGCGGAUAAGUUGGGGAGGGAUCCGCUGUUGGUGAGAGCUAAGGGGGAUAUUGUACGCAUGAUCCAAAUCAUGACUGAAAUCGGCCAAGGCGAAAAUGGAUCGCAGGUAGCGAGGACCCGAGCAGAGAAUGGGAAAGGGGAGGGGUACUAUUUUAGUCUAAUCAUCGCUUUGAACUACGAGAGCGAGGAAACCUCAGAAUGGAGGGGUACUGAGUUAGGUGAAGGAAAGAUGACAGUAAAAUUACAUAAUCGAAUAAUUGUGCAGAGGGAUAGGGAUACGGAUAUGAAUGGAGUAUAUGGAGUACGAAUUGGCAGUGUGAUUGAUACAAGGGUGGAUAGAUAG